CUCUUGGGAAUAUGAGUUGACGCUUCGGGUUAACGGGUUGUACCCAUUUGGGAUCCAUAAUACCCAUUCUGCAAAUUCAUGUACCAGGGUUUAGGGUUUUGGAUCCCCCGCUCUCUCUCUGAAGCUCACACAGCAGGUCGAAACGAUAAACGGUUUAUUGUAAGGAACCAUUUUCUGAGAAUCUGGUUAUGGUUUCUAUUGGCUCAAAAGCCUUGCCACUGAGAAAACACAAAACUAGUAAUUUAACUGAGGACAGUUUCAUGGCCGGGGAAGAUAAUCCUUACGGAAAGCAUGGAAAGAAAGGAAGCAUGAGCAGAUAGUCAUUUAAAAAACGCCCUGGUUUUGAUGGAGAUCAUUCUACUGAAAAUUUAUCUGGUGGUAUGCCCGAUAAUUCUGCAAAAUCUUCAAAAGUUUCGAAGCAUCAGAACGUUUCUGUGCCACAAACAUCGUUUGUCAGGAAACAGGUUGAUCCUGAGACUGCAAAAUACUACUUAGAGAUUGCAAAUGUUAUUGAAGGUACUGAAGUUAACUUAGAGGAAAGGUCAAUUAUAUGUGGUAAUGCUUUGGAAGAGAGUAGAGGGAAAGAAGUGGAACUUGCAACUGAUUAUUACAUAAGCCACACUAUGCAAGCGCUCCUUGAAGGCUGUGAUGUGGAUCACCUAUGUGGGUUUCUCCAAAGCUGUGCAAAGGACUUCCCUCACAUUGCAAUGGAUAGAUCUGGUUCUCAUGUCGCAGAGACAGCUCUCAAGUCUUUAGCUAUGCAUCUUCAAGAUGAUGAGACUAACUCUCUUAUUGAAAAUACACUAACUACGAUUUGCCAGGUGAUUGUAGACAAUCCUAUUGAUAUGAUGUGCAACUGUUAUGGGUCUCAUGUUCUUCGGAGUCUUCUUUGUUUUUGUAAAGGAGUGCCAUUGGACUCUUCUGAGUUCCAUGCCACGAAGUCAUCGACUAUUCUGGCAGAGCGGUUAAAUUUGAGGCCGUCUCGAGUGGAUGAAAAUGAUUCACAAUAUUCGCAGCAGAGAUUUCCAGAUGUACUCAAAUUCCUUGUGUCAGGAAUGUUAAACUGUGCCAGAAAAGACAUUUCAACCCUUCAAACUGAUCAGUACAGUAGUUUAGUUUUGCAGACUGCUUUGAAGUUAUAUGCAGGACAUGAAGAAGGGUUGUCGCGUAUAAUUCCCAUUCUUCUUGGCUGCAACAUGGAAAAUGCUGUUGAAGGGAAUUUCAUUGAAAAAAAGUCAGCGCAAAGCCUUCUACGUUUGAUGAAGGAAACUGCAUAUAGCCAUUUAAUGGAGGUCAUCGUGGAAGUGGCUCCUGAAACAUUGUACAAUGAGCUAUUCACAAAAGUCUUCAGGAAUUCAUUGUUUCAGAUGUCAUCUCAUCACUGUGGGAACUUUGUUGUCCAAGCAUUAAUUUCUCAUGCAAGAUGUCAAAGUCAUAUGGAGUUAAUAUGGGAGGAACUUGGUCCAAAGUUUACGGAUCUUCUUGAAAUGGGAAGGUCUGGUGUUACUGCUUCUCUCAUUGCUGCAAGUCUAAGGCUUCAUAGCCAUGAACACAAGGCCCUUGCCGCUGCUGUGCAUUCAGUGAAUGAGUCCAUCGGGUGUAUUGUUCCUCGAAUAUUAUUUCUUGAAAACUACUUUAGUUGCGGAGAUAAAUCCAACUGGAACUGGCCGAAUGGUGUGAAGAUGCAUCUCAUGGGUUCCUUGAUUCUGCAGUUAGUUUUUAAAUUUUCAAGUGACUUCAUUCAGCCUUUUAUUACAAGUAUCACUUCAAUGGAAGUUGAGCAUGUUCUUGAAGCAUCGAAAGACCCUGGGGGUCAAAGGGUUGUUGAAGCUUUUCUUAGUUCAAAUGUUUCUGGAAAACAGAAACGUAGAUUGGUUAUGAAGCUUAGAGGACAUUUUGGAGGGCUUGCAUUGCAUCUGUCAGGCUCAUUUACUGUCGAAAAGUGCUUUAUCGCCGGCAACUUAUCUCUGAGAGAGGCAAUUGUAUCUGAGUUGUUAGAAGUGCAAACGGAGCUCUCAAAGACUAAGCAUGGCCCUGUUCUUUUGAGGAAACUCGAUGUUGAUGGAUUUGCAAGACGACCUGAUCAGUGGAAGUCGAGACAAGCAUCAAAACAAUCAGUUUACAAAGAGUUCUAUGCUACGUUUGGCUCAAAAGAAACCAAGUCAUCCAAAACUGACCACUUUCUUGCGGAGACUCCUCGUACAUCACAGCCAGAAAAAUUGAAGGAGAUGAGGAAGGAAAUAGAAGCUUCCCUAGGUUCUGCUACUGCACCAUCUUCCAGUACUCAAUUUCUAGCCAAUGAGGACUUGACAACGAAAGUGAGAAUGUCAGGCCAUAAGCGUCAUGCAAAGAGAGAAGAACAGUAUGAUGAUGAUGUUUUGGAAAGCAAAAACAAAAAGCAGAAAAAGAAAAAGAAUCACGAUGGGAUUGAGCAUGUUGCUGUGGCUAGUGAAUCAUCCCACCCUGUUGACAAAAAGGAGAAGAAACGUCGAAGGAAGGAUGGCUCAUGAAAUUCUUUCUAAAGAAAUCGAAAGCAUGAGAUUUCAACCCUGUAUGUGUAUUUCUCUUUGUUUUGAAUCUCUUACAUCUACAUUGUUUGACUUAAGUUCACAGACUAAUUAGCUAGAUGGAGAAUUUCACAUAGCUCUUUUAAAUUGUUCCAACAAAGAAACUUGUGUAUUUACAUCUGAAAACUACAAAAUCAAUAAACAUAAAAAAUUGGUACUCCCAGGGAAAACAACACCGCAGUGAAUCUAAAUAGCACUAGAUUUGUCUCUCUCUCUCUGCACUAGACUUGUGUAAGACGACUCUAAAACAACAAAUUGUAUCGGUAAUCUUAAUAUAAAAAAAAAAAAUUGUAAUA
This is a messenger RNA of Camellia sinensis, 2863 nucleotides long. RefSeq names its product pumilio 23 (gene PUM23). Gene Ontology annotation, molecular function: RNA binding. NCBI's taxonomy places the organism in Eukaryota, Viridiplantae, Streptophyta, Magnoliopsida, Ericales, Theaceae. The record is from RefSeq and is a predicted model, not a curated record. Gene Ontology annotation, biological process: endonucleolytic cleavage in ITS1 to separate SSU-rRNA from 5.8S rRNA and LSU-rRNA from tricistronic rRNA transcript (SSU-rRNA, 5.8S rRNA, LSU-rRNA); endonucleolytic cleavage to generate mature 5'-end of SSU-rRNA from (SSU-rRNA, 5.8S rRNA, LSU-rRNA); ribosomal small subunit export from nucleus. Gene Ontology annotation, cellular component: nucleolus; preribosome, small subunit precursor; 90S preribosome.